Cicer arietinum (chickpea) is the source of this 867-nucleotide messenger RNA. Its product is annotated as protein RDM1-like. Gene Ontology annotation, cellular component: nucleus; RNA polymerase V complex. The record is from RefSeq and is a predicted model, not a curated record. Lineage: Eukaryota; Viridiplantae; Streptophyta; Magnoliopsida; Fabales; Fabaceae. Gene Ontology annotation, biological process: gene silencing by siRNA-directed DNA methylation.
AAGAAAAAAAGGUAGAGCGGUGAUACGAGUGAGGGUUUACAGAGCUUUGUUGAACUUCGAUACUUCCUUUCUCCAUCAAUAUCUGACUCAUUUCAACUCAAUUUUCUUACUACUUUUUUCCUUUCACUUUUCCUUUUCAGUUACACAUUUAUAGGUGUAGGAAGAGGAUGAAGAGGUCAUUUCCAUGGGAUGAACAAGUAGAUGUAUCAGUUUCACUCUCAACACCAUUCAACUCUCCUCCUCCUUCUUCUUCUUCCCCAAACUCCACCGGUAACGGUCUUCUUCCUAACACUUCUUCAAUUCACAUUUCACUCCCAAAUCCCUCCACAGAUAUCAGCUCCUUAGAUGUACUCACCCGGCGGGCAGCAAUGUAUCAGGAUUACAUGAAACAGAUCCCAAUCCCAAGUAGUCGAGGCUCUGUCAUCCCGUUUAAUUCAUGGAUGGGAUUAGGCAGUUCCAUUAAGCAGCUAUACGGGCAGCCUCUCCAUUACCUCACAAAUAUCCUCCUUAAGCAAUGGGACCAAUUGAGAAUUGGUGGCGAGGAUGAAUAUAUGCCCUUGGACGACAUAAUUCAUCCAAGCAAAGCUGAAGCCACGGUCUGGCUCAUCGAAGAAAUCCAUCGACAAACCUCGUCACAUUUUCAUAUUGCUAAUCUCUGGAAGACGGACCCAAUGUACCAUGGGUUUGUUGAUUCCAUUUUCCCAACAUUACAGCAAACAUCUUGAAGCCAUUUAUUUAGAGACUUUGUAGUUUGUACUGUAUCCUGCAAAUCGUAUGUUGUAUUUUCCUUUUGGUAAAGAAAAAUGGAACCACAUCCUUGAUCCUUUCCUCCAUAUUUUCUGCUUUAGUCUAUUUUCCCUUUUAAUA